This is a messenger RNA of Durusdinium trenchii, 357 nucleotides long. The record is from the annotation of a GenBank genome assembly. Lineage: Eukaryota; Dinophyceae; Suessiales; Symbiodiniaceae.
AUGCCAAUUGGUGAUGCUCUCUUUGAUUGGGAAGAAGAGGAUUGCAGGAUGAAAGCAUUGGAAGACAAGAAUGAGGUAGCUCCACUCUCGGAUAUCUUCGAGCUCCACCAGCGGAUCGAGCACGCGGAAUCCGCGCUUAAGGGUGUGAAUGCCAUGGUGAUGCACAUCAACAUGAUGUCGCACAACGUCCCCAACACCUUCCAUCCACCUCCCGGGUUGCCACCGCCGGAAUGCUUGAAGGAGGACGAUGCUGAUACUGCCAGCACGACAGCCAGCACACAGUUCUCCACCCCGUCGACGCCUCGGGAGAGUCAGAGUGAGCGAGCCAGCCCCACCAACCAGAUCUUCUGGUUGUGA